CAAACCCCAAUACCACUCAAUCUCCUCUCUGCCCUUCUUCUUCCUCUUUUAACCAGUCCUCUGCCUCUCUCCACCCUCAACCAAAGACAGAGAAAUCCACCGCCUCCACCGCCUCCGCCUCCCCAAAACCCUGCUGCCGCCGCCACCGCCAUGGCGCUCUCGAAGGAGGUGGUGAAGAAGGUGGCGAUCUCCUACGCCUACGUCGCCAUCUGGAUCUCCCUCUCCUUCGCCGUCAUCGUGUUCAACAAGUACAUCCUGGACCCCAAGCUCUACGCCUGGCCCUUCCCCAUCUCCCUCACCAUGAUCCACAUGGCCUUCUGCUCCUCCCUCGCCUACCUCCUCGUCCGGGUCUUCCAGGUCGUCGAGCCCGUCACCACCAUGACCGGCGAAUUCUACCUCAAGAACGUGGUCCCCAUCGGCGCCCUCUACGCCCUCUCCCUCUGGUUCUCCAACUCCGCCUACAUCUACCUCUCCGUCUCCUUCAUCCAGAUGCUCAAGGCCCUCAUGCCCGUCGCCGUCUACUCCAUCGGCAUCUCCCUCAAGAAGGAGACCUUCAGAUCGAACACCAUGGCCAACAUGAUCUCAAUUACCCUAGGCGUCGCCAUCGCCGCCUACGGCGAGGCCAAGUUCGACCCAUUCGGGGUGUUCCUGCAGCUCGGCGCGGUGGCUUUCGAGGCCACCCGCCUAGUCCUGAUCCAGAUACUCCUCACCUCAGCCGGGAUCAAGCUCAACCCGAUCACGUCGCUCUACUAUGUCGCGCCGUGCUGCUUCGUGUUCCUGACCUUGCCGUGGGCAGUGAUGGAGAUGCCGAGGCUGAUCCAGACGUCGACCUUCCACUUUGAUUUCCUGGUCUUCGGGACGAACUCGCUGUGCGCGUUCGCGCUGAACCUGGCGGUGUUCCUGCUCGUGGGGAAGACGUCGGCGCUCACAAUGAACGUGGCGGGGGUGGUCAAGGACUGGCUGCUCAUCGCCUUCUCGUGGUCGGUGAUCAAGGACACGGUGACCCCGGCGAAUCUGUUCGGGUACGGCAUCGCGUUCCUCGGGGUGGCCUACUACAACCACGCGAAGCUCCAGGCGAUGAAGGCUGCAGAGGAGGCCAAGACGGCGAAGGCCGGCGAGGCCGGCGACGAGGAGGCCGGGAAGCUGCUGGAGGAGAAGGAUAUGAAGGACGGAGAUGAGUACCAGAAAAAGAGCGAAGAGAAAAAUUGAUGUUGAAAUUGGUAAAACCCCUUAUCUUGUUAUUUGUAAUUUCAGUGGAGGAGAAAAAGUUUUAAGAUAUGACAAAUUACUUUUAUGUCCAAUUUUUU
This is a messenger RNA of Rhodamnia argentea, 1307 nucleotides long. RefSeq names its product probable sugar phosphate/phosphate translocator At2g25520. The coding region runs from base 151 to 1209 and encodes 352 amino acids. Gene Ontology annotation, cellular component: endosome; Golgi apparatus; trans-Golgi network. The record is from RefSeq and is a predicted model, not a curated record. Lineage: Eukaryota; Viridiplantae; Streptophyta; Magnoliopsida; Myrtales; Myrtaceae. The transcript has a single exon. Gene Ontology annotation, molecular function: antiporter activity.